AUGCGGCCACCUAGUGGGAAGUCACUAAGUGGUGAUAAUAAAUCAGAACAUUCUAGUAAUAGGGAAGAUCUAAAAUUACAGUUGGAACAGAUUCAAAGACAAUUCGAUGAAAGUAAUGAGGCGGAAGGCAGUGACAGACAGGUGAGGAAGAAACUGCUGCCAUUUUCUGGGAUGCUGAGCCGGAGGGAAGGCAGGUCGUCAAUUCCUUCGUUUGCGGGGAGUAAUACUCAUAACGGGGUGUUGAAGGCGAAUUCUAGCAGUGAUAUGAACUUUGUGGUGGAUUUAAGUGAGAAUUUGUUGCUGGAGUGCAGGAAGUUGCAAGCGGAGAAUGAUAAGAAGUCGUCGAGGUUGAAGACAUUAGAGCAAGAUUAUGAGAAUUUACAGUCUAAUUUCAGUCAAAUAAAUCAGCGGUACCAGAGUGUAUCGAAAGAGGGUGAAAAUUUGAAGGAUAUAAAUUGGGAGCUCGAGAUGAAGUUGCAGACGUUAUCACAGGAGUUCAAGGAAUUAUCGGAAUCCUUUAAUAAGAGUAAGAAAGAGUUACAAAAACAGGUCAAUUUGUCAACAGAGAUCAAAACGGAAUUAGAAGAAAUGUCAUUACAGAAGCUGGGUCUGCAGGGAGAAUUAGACUUGAAGCAGGCGAAAUAUUUAUCUGAAAUUGCAGCAUUAAAAGACCAUGUGAAAGAGUUAAACGAGGAAAAUGAUCAGCUAAAUUCGAAAGUUGAGUUAUUGAUGGCAAAAGUGGAAUCAUUGGCUGAUGAAGUUGAAAAGGGCCAAGAUAUCAUCAAGAAACAAUCCUUUAUGAGCGUUGGGUCUGCAGAGACAUUCAAUGGCGAUUUGGAUGAUCAAAACCGGCGACUUGUGGCUCAGACGUCUCCAAUAAGAGCUAUUGCUUUACAAGCAGAACAAGGGUUAGAAUACCAAACCUUAAAGGCCAAUCUAACGCAUGCCACUCAAACUAUCUCAAAGUUGAGACAGCAGAUUAUCCGUAUGAAGACAGACAAAUCGUAUGACAGAUCAAGCGAUUCUCCUAGAACUACGAGGCCCGCGCUGAGGAUCCCAAAGUCGAAGCGUAAACCUCUGGUUUUUUCAGAUGUCUCACCAACGCAAGAAUUUAAUAGAAAAGCCAAACGUUCUUCUUAUCCUAUACAUGAAGAUGUUGAAUUUUUAGGUGGCGAUGGUAAUAAUGAUGAAGACAGGUUCGAGGACAACGAACUAUCAGAUGGCAUCGAUAGAAGCGAUUCUCUUCUGGAACUCGAAUUCGGCGUAGAUAAUGCAGAUGUAACUAGUAUUGGUUCUGAUACUAUGUCUAGGAAUCCUUUGGCGAAUUCUCUGCUGGAUAGUGAUGAAGAGGAGCUUGAAUUAAGUUUGGAUUAUUCUGAUAUUGAAGCAUACGCUAAAAAGCAUCAUUUAGUCCUUUUAUCUGAGGAUGAUUAUAAAGGAUUAAAAAAUACACAGUCUCCAGUUGAAGCUGGUUUUCCUUUUGAUGGUAAACUAAUAAAUCAAAAUCCAACCAUGAUAUCUCAACUAGAAACCAGUGGUUAUAAACUUGUUUCAUUAUCAGAAUACAAUGAAAUGCAUAAUAAAGCAAAUUCAAUGGAUGAUCCGCCACUUAGUUAUUUGAAUAGCAAGGCCACAGAUCACGGUAAGAUUAUAAUAGGCACUGAAGAAUAUGAAUCAUUGAUAAAUCCACCAAUUACUGACCUUAUUGCAAAAGCUGAAUCUCAGGGAUUUGACGUAUUAUCAAAAGCAGCCCAUGAGCAGAUGUUAACUAGUAUGGCUACGCCAUCAUUAGAUUAUUUAACGACAAAAUUGGAAGAAAAUGGCCUAAAGGCUAUUUCAUCUGACGAUUACCGAUCGUUUAAAAAUCCUUCUUAUGACUACUUGGAAUCAAAAGCCAAAUUAUUAGGAAAGUCCAUUAUUGAUGUAAAGGAAUUGGACGCAUUGAGAAGAAUUUCGACAGAACCAUCUAUGGACUUCAUAACUAAUGCAGCAGCAAGAAUUGAGCAUGCUGUCAUUCCUACUGGUGAGUUUGAGAUGUUGACGGAAAGAGUUUAUAACCCUUCUUUCGAACAGCUAACCAGCCAAGCACAAAGCUUGAAACACACUGUGAUUUCAAACGAUACAUAUGAAAGACUCCUUAAACCUUCAAAGGAGGAUAUUCGUAAACUCGUGAAUGCAAAUGAUUGUGUUAUGAUUUCGAAUGAUGAGUAUUAUGUCCUACUAAAUCCCGACGUUGAUUUUCUUUCCGCAAAGGCUAAACAAUUGAAUCAUGUUCUUCUUCCAGAGGAAACUCAUGAAAGAUUGGCCAAACCUUCCAAAUCUACAAUAGAAGAAUAUGCAAAAUCCUAUAACCACGUACUAUUGUCACAAGGGGAAUAUGAUCAGCUUUUAUCCCCAACGCGUGAGAAUAUUACUAAAAGAGCAUUUGAACUUGACCUUGUGCUUUUAACGUCUGAAGAACAUGAAUCCCUAAAAUCUCCAACUUUGGAUGAGUUAAAAUCAAGAUUAAGUACUGUAGCUUAUACUGCUUUGCCAAUCGAAGAAUUGGGGAAUAUGAAGAACCAGCUCGCAAAUCCUUCAAUAGAUUACCUAAAAACCAAAGCAGCAGAAGUUAAGCACGUGCUAUCACCAAGAGACGAAUAUGAAGUAAUGCAAAGGAAUUCUACGAAUCCACCUAUCGAAAUGCUCCGUAAGUAUAUGGAGCAGCAUAAUAGCGAUGAUUUAUUAUCCUGGUUAGCAGAAAAGUCCCACUGGCAUUUGCUGAAGGAAACGGAAUAUAAAAAUCUUAUCAAUAUGGCAGAAUCACCAACAUUGAGCUUCUUGAAGGAUAAAGCAAAAGCCAUGGGUCAUAUUGUUGUUGGAAAUGAUAAAUACGAUAAAAUGGUUACAAUGCUAAAUAAGCCAACAGUUGAUUAUUUGAAGGUCAAAUCGAAGGAACAUGGUAUGGAAGUUAUAGAUAUAAAAAGACGUGAUGUUCUAGAACAGACCUAUGAAAAUCCUUCAACAGAUUUCAUUACAACUCAUUCUAGCAAGAAGGGUUUCGAAUUGAUAAAGUGUGAAAUACUUCUACAGCUAAAGAAAAAGAUAGAGGAUCCUUCCAUCGAGUAUUUGAAAGCAAAAUCUGCAGCAAUUAACUAUCACUUAAUCCCCAAUCAUGAUUUUGAAAAAUUAGUUAAUUUGGCUAAAACUCCAUCUUUAGAGCAUAUUGUUUGCAAGGCAGCAGAUCAUAAUUACGAAGUGGUUAAGAAAGAGGAGUACCGUGCUCUUCUAAAGAAGGUCAAUGAGCCAUCAAUUUCUUAUUUGACAGAGCACGCUAGUGCUCUUUCCUAUGUGUUACUAACGUCUACUGAGCACAAGAGAUUAAAGAGUAUUUUUGAUACACCACCAAUUACUUACUUGACUGAUAAAGCUGCGUCCUAUAAUAGCUCCAUAAUAUCAAAUGACGAUUUAGCUGCUUUGAAAGUUCAGGCUAAUGAACCCUCUUUAGAUCUUUUAAUGCAGAAAGCGAAGCUGUAUAAACAUCUCGUGAUCCCUAUAUCAGAUCAUCAAGAUCUAUUUAAGAAGGCCAAUCAUCCUACACUAGUUCAUUUAUCGAAGAAAGCUGAAGAUCUUGGAUAUUUAGUUAUAUCCUCGGCUGAUCAUCAAGAAUUAGUGGACAAGUGCGGAAGACCUACAUUAGAGUACCUAACUGAGAAGGCAGACGAACGAGGGCAUGUGGUUAUAUCCAGCGAGAAAUACGAAGAUUUACGCAAAAAGGUACAUGAACCUACUCUAGCAGACCUCGUAUCCAAAGCUGAGAGGUUAGGCCACGUUGUAGUUGGUUCUGAUGAAUACGCUCUGUUGUUAAGCAGUGUUGAAGAACCAAAACUUGAAUAUUUGAAAGCCAAAUCUGAAUCUCAUAAUCAUAUUUGUGUUCCUUCCGACGAAUACAGGCUUCUCAAGAAGACUUAUGAACAACCCAGCAUGAAUUACUUAAGCGCUAAGGCUAAGGAUAAUAAUUCGAUUAUCUUGAAUACGGGAAUACACAGUGAAAUGGUUAAGAAUAUCAAAGCACCCUCGUUGUCAUAUUUGAGAUCUAAGGCCCUUGACUUAGGAUGUGUUGUCGUUUCUGAGAAAGAAUUCAACAAUAUAAAAGAACUGGCUGCGGAGCAUACUGUUUUGCUGAAUAAACUUGAAAAUCCUUCUUUUGAGUAUUUAAAGCAGAAGGCUGUAGGUUAUGAACUAGUUCCAUCGGAAAAAUUUACUGAAUUCGAAUCUGUCUUUAGAGACCCUAAUUUGGAUUUCUUAAAGACUAAGUCCAAGUUGAAGGGCUUCGAACUAUUAGCAACUACUGAAUAUAAAGAGUUGCUGAGAAGAGCAAUGGAUCCAACAAUGGAGGAGAUUUCAAAGCAACUAAAGAAAACAGGAAGUGUUAUUUUAUCAGAAGAUAUAUAUGUCAAAAUGCAAAGGAGUUACGAAUCCCCUAGUGAAAAUUACUUGGCCCAGAAGGCAAGGGAGAAAGGUUUUAUUCUCGUAAACAAAAAAGAAUAUGAUGAUACUGUGAAGAAAGCGACUGAAAAAGGUUCGAUUCUUGCAUCUGUGCAGAGCUUUGGGUUGGUCCCAAUUCCUGUUGGCGAGCUUAACCUUUUGAAGAGUUCAACUAUUGAAAAGGCUGAGUUAUCUGCUGUUCAAAAAAGACUAACACAACUUGGCUUUAUGUCGGUGUCUAAAUCGGAGUACGAGGAUUUGAGGCGAUCGCCCCUAGAGAAAAUUGACAAAUCAAGUAUUUAUGAAUUAUGUGAAAGAUAUAAUUUGAAACCAAUAUCAAUCCCGGAAUAUGAAAAGCUGAAAGCCGAUUCUAAACCAAUAGUCUAUUCUGAGGAUGAAUUAAUACAGAUGGUUAAAUCACACGGAAAUGUUGUUACUCCUGAAGCUUUGUUUUCAAAGUUGAAGACCAUGGCUGAAAAUCCUUCAUUAGAACUUUUAUCCAAGCAUGCUUCUGCUCGCAAGAUGGUGUUAAUCAACGAGGCUGAUCACAAAGCUAUGGUUACUGAACUCGCAUCCCCUUCAGUAAAUACUUUAAGUGAAAAGGCUGGCAAUCUUGGUUUUAAGCUUUUGAAAAUCGACGAAUAUGAUAAGAUGUUGAAGAUCUCUAAAUCUCCUACUAAAGAAUUUAUUAUUCAAAAGGCUUUACAACUAGGUUAUGUGGUUAAAUCGUCUGAAGAAUACAAUGAAUUGAAUCAGCUAGCUACUAAACCAUCUAUGUCUCAAUUGACUGAGAUGACUAACGCUCGUGGCAUGCGCCUAAUUGAUCAUCGCAAAUUCGAAGAGCUUCUAAGAAAGUCAGAAUUUCCAACUUUAGAGGAGCUAAGUGAAAAGGCCUCGUCAUUAAAAAUGUCUUUGAUACUGUCUGAUGAGUACCGAGGCUUGGUUAAGAAAGUAAAUGAGCCCGAUCUAUCCUUCAUUGAAUCAGCAGCUGCUAAAUUAGGAUACUCUUUGGCAACUAACUCAGAACUUGAUUCCCUAAAAGAGCAUCUUUCUUCACCAUCUUUGGAUUUUAUUACUGAGCAUGCCGAAAAACGAGGUUUUGCUGUUCUUUCAAACUCCGAUUUGAGAAGCUUAAAAUCCUCAAUUUCGAGACCAACUGAGUCCUUUAUUACGGAAAAAGCUAGUUUGUAUAAUAAGGUGGUGGUGGAUAAGAAUUUGUACGAGGAAAAUUUGAAAAAGUUGACGUUCCCUGAUGCUGAUUCGUUAUCGGAGUUAGCCAGCAAAAUUGAUUACGUUGUAUUGCCAAUUUUUGAACUUGAAGCACUCAAAAAGCAGAUCGCUUCACCAGACACUAACUACUUAGCUGAGAAAGCGGAUAUACUUGGCAAGGUGCUUCUUAAGAAGGAAGACCACGAAGCAACUCAGCACCAAUUACAGCACCCAUCCAUUGAGUGGUUAUCCGGGCUGGCAAGAAAAGUUUCACUUAUUUUGAUUUCAGAAACAGAUAUGGAGGACUUGCAUAAUCAACUAAAUACCCCGAGCGAGCAAUAUUUACGCGAAAAAGCAUUAGAUCGUGGUCUCGUGGUUGUAUCAAAGAAGGAUUAUGACCAAUUACUAAUUACUUCCAAGACUCCAACGCUUGAAUUCUUAGUCGAACAUGCCAAAACAUUUAAGCGACGUCUAGUUCCACAACCAGAACUUGAAAAAUUAUUUAACUUGGUCAAUGCACCUUCAGUAGAGCAUUUGGGUGAAAAAGCAAAUGCCCUUGGAUACAACAUCAUUGAAAAAGCUACCCACGAAGAAUUGGUACAACAUAUGCAAUACCCCAAAUUGGAGUUUUUGAUUUCAGAAGCAGAUAAGCAAUGUUAUGCCCUAGUUAAAAAACCUAUCCUCCAAGAGUUAAAAGAUUGCAAAGAAUCUCCAUCUUUGGAUUUCUUAUCCGAAAAGGCUAAUAAUCUAGGCCACAUUCUUCUAGAUAAAGCCGAAUACGACUCUUUGGUUACUACAAUUAAAACACCUUCUUUGGAGCACUUGACGGAAAAGUCGGCGGCAUUAAGGAAAGUUAUAAUUGAUAUAGAAGUGUUUGCGAAGAUUAAGAAUGAGCUCGAAUCGCCUGAUAUGAAUUAUUUGACUGAGAAAGCUAAUCAAUUAGGCUAUGCCUUGAUUGAUCGUGCGGAGUAUAAAAUACUAGUACAGACUUCUCAAAUGCCUUCAAUAGACUUCUUAAAUGAACAUGCGAAUAAAAAUUCACACGUUCUAAUACCUGAUACGGACUAUAAGAAAAUGACCAGUCAAAUCGAUGAUCCGACUUUAGAAUACUUAACUGAAAAGGCUCAGAAGAAGCAGCAUACUAUAUUAUCCUGUGAAGAAUUUAAGAGUAUUCAAGAUUCAUUAGAGUCUCCGUCUGAAGAAUAUUUACACGACAAGGCUGUGAAAUUUUCAAAAGUCGUCAUUGACAAAAAAGAAUACGAAAAGAGCUUAGCAAUUAUUGUAACACCUUCUCUCGAAUUCUUGCAAGAACAUGCUGAGAACAUAGAUAGGAUUUUGGUCGAGAAAGAGGUAUGGGCUGACCUGAACAAAGUAAACUCUGACCCAUCAGAGGAGUUUUUGUUAAAACAUGCUGAAUUGAAAGGGAAAGCAUUGAUUAGCGUAGGAGACUUACAGAAGCUACGUGAAUCUGUAGAUCAUCCAUCAUGGCAGAAAGUAAAAGUAGCUGCACAGGAGCAGAACUAUGUCCUAAUUAGUUCAGAUCAAUAUCAGAAGUUGAAAGAUACUGUCUCCAAUCCAUCCAUUGAUUUCAUUAAACAAAAGUUAUCUAAUUCUGCUUUCAUGUUGUUAGAGAAACUGGAAUAUGAAGAUUUAGUAGAGCAAGUUAAGAAUCCUAGUUUGGACUCUAUAACCAUUUUAGCUGAAAAACAUGGAUACUUGCUUAUUGAACGCAAAAAGUUGGAUUCUUUAAAACACCCCUCAUUAGAUUCUUUACAGUCGAUGAUAACCUGGCAUGAUCAUGUGAUGGUUCCAAGAAACACCUACAAAUCAUUAGUUGAAUCAAGCGUCGAAAAUAUCUCUAAUGAUGGAAUUUUCCAAUUAUGUAAUAAGUUUGGCUUAAAACCUGUUCCAAUCAAUCAAUAUCAGAAACUCGUUUCUCCAGAUGAAGAAAAAGUAUCAGAGUAUGCAUCCAACUUUGGUUUGAUUACUGUUGCAAGAGAAGAGUUUGAUCUGAUGAAAGUCAAAGCCGAGCAUCCUGACAGAGAUACAAUCGGUAAGUCUGCGGAAUCAAUAGGAUUAAAGAUCUUAACAAUCAGUGAGUAUUCGGUCUUGUUAUCCAAAGCUGAUAAGGUUGACCAUUUUACCAAGGCUGAUGUAGAAAGUAUGGCUGAUUCGCUAGGUCUAGUUACUCUUCCAAUAACCAGAUACAAUGCACUUGUGGAAGAUGCUGAUGAAUAUUCAAGCUCGAAUAGUCCAACCCAUAAAUCCAAAGUUUUGGCAGGUAAAGAGUACUUCGAACACGUAAUUCGUAAACAGAAAAAACUCUCAAGUAGGGAUAAAGUGUUUGAAUCCGCAAAAUCAUUAGGAUUUGUCACUUUGUCUUCCCAGGAAUACAAAGAGUUGGUGAAAAAACAAAAAGAGCAUGUCAUCUCAAAAACUGAUGUUUAUACUGGUGCCCGUAUGUUUGAUUUGACAGUUUUACCAAGCGAGGAAUAUAAAGCUUUAUUAAAGAAGGCUGCUGCAAAAGAAAAUUUAACGUACGAAGAUUUGCAAAUGCUUGCUUCUAAGCUUGAAAUGAAAUUAGUCCCCAUCAACUUCCAACAGCGACCCCCUCUGUCGAAAUUUUACUCUAAACAAAAGCCGUCAGAACAAAUUGCCGAAAAGAGCGAAGUCAAAGCCAGUGACGCGUCUGACACAAAAAUCAACAUAGCCUCGAGCGCCAUUGAAUAUUUUAAUGAAUUCGAGAUAUCUUCUGGCGUGAAAUCAAAUGUCCGGAAUAGUAUUAUUUCAUCAUCUUCGGAAUAUACAGAUGCUCUGGAUGAACAGUACGAAGACGUGAAUGAUAUGGAAUCUAUUGCAUCUACUAUUCGUAUGGACUCAGUUCCCUCUUCUUUGAAUUCCUUAAAAGCGCAGGCCAAAGCUCUUGGUUACUUACUUGUGCCAGAAGAUGGCGACAAUAUGAGUAAACAGGAGGCUUCGAUUCAUCACGUCGAGGCGGAAUCGGCUGAUCCUAAAAUGACAGAUGUUCCGCAGCUAUUAGAAGACAAUGGCUCGGGCGAAAGUGAUUCUGACAGUUUUGUAAGUACUUGGGAUGAACGAACGCUUUCUGAAAGGGCCAAGAAAAUCGGAAUGACUGUACUAACGAUCGAGAGGUUCCAUGAAUUCGAAAAGCUAACAAAAGAUUUAGCUUCUAAGGACGUAUUGAUAGAGCGAGCUUCAAAGUUGGGAUUACUAUUGAUUAGUUCAGAGGAGCUAGAUAACUUAAACCAAAGAAUAGCUAAUUCCAUAGGCUUGGAUGAAAUUGACAAUUACUUGCAGUCCAAGAAGCUGAGAACUAUUGAUUUAGAAAAAUUGUCUAUCAUGGAGAAUCAAUCUAGGAUUUUAGAAACCAGCAUACUUUUGAGCAAGGAAUCAAUUUUGGAGCAUGCCGGUGAGUAUGGAUUAAUAGCUGUUCCAAAAUCAGACUAUCUUCGUAUUACACAGCAGUUGGACAAUGAUAAAUUAACUGCAAAUAACAUAAAAGAGAAAGUUGAACCGUUAGGAUACGUGGCUAUUAAAAAGGUUGCUUAUCAGAAGAUGCUCGAAGAUGUAAAUAAGGUUGAUGACUCCAAACUAGAGAACUACGCUAAUGAAACAGGUAAGAUAAUUCUUGGAAAAGCUGAGUAUCAUGAUUUGAAGAUCAAGGCCAUACCUGUUUGCCCUCCCUCCUCUAUUGUGACUAAGGAAAUGAUCAUGGACAAGGCUAAGGAAUUUGAUAUGGUCGUAUUACCAACCACAGAAUAUAAUAAGUUAAAAGCGCCGAUUUCAGAUGAUGACAUGACUACAAAAGCGAAGGAGCGUGGUAAAGUGGUGAUCGAAAAAGGUGAAUAUGACCAUCUGCUAGAUAUUGAAGAGCAAUAUAAUGACAAUAUUUUAACCAAGGACGAUAUAAUUGAUAAAGCCCGCGAGUAUGAGUUGGUUGUACUAGAUACCGACCGCUUUGAAAAAAUCAAAGAACAACUUGCUUCUAGAGCAGAUAUUUUGACCGCAUCAGAUGUGAUUUCUAGGGCAGCAGAAUUCGGAUUGGUCCCGAUCCAAAGAGACCAAUUUGAACAAAUAAAACUGGAACUGGAGCAUCCAAAGUUCACGAGGGAAAUGAUUGUUGAACAGGCCGUCAAUUUUGACUUGAUUGCAAUUGAAACCAACGAAUAUAAUAGGUUGAAGAAGCUGCCUCACUUUUCAUUUGAUGGUGUAUUCGACUCACCGAAUAAUAUCGAAGACGACCUUGAUGAACUUUCAGAUAACGAAUUUACAGAUAGUGAGAUCAAACAACUCAAUAAGACUGCAAAGCGUUUUGGAUUACUAUGUAUCCCAGAGGCUGCAUUUGUUGCUACUUCUUUUGCAAGUAUACCUGAUGUCGAUAACGUUGUUAUCUUACCAAUAUCCUACUAUAAUAAGCUACUUGCCAAAGAAGUCGAAAAUGUCGCACAAGUUACUGACUGGGAAUUACAAUCAGAGGCUAGAAAACGUGGGUUUAAUAUUAGUUUAGGCUUGAAGAAAGAUCCAGAUGUGAUUUCUCCUGGGCUGCUGUGUCCUCCAAAGAUAUCACGAUUCCCAACAAACAGAUCGGUGGUUUCUGCUGACUCAAAGACUACCAUUAGGAGAAACUACGCUGAGGCCGCUGCUUUGGCUGUACAAGGGUACAGUGAAUCACAAUCGAGAGCAGGUUCGAAGAUGCCGUCCAGUGCUUCCUCAGUGGGUAAAAAUGCAACUACUGCUACUGUCGAACAAGGAGCUAGCAAUCCCUCCAAUACAGCAAACCUGAGUGCAGGAAACUUAGUGAUAAGUCGUCGCAAUUCCAUUGAUAUGGGCGUUUCGUUGCUUACCGUAGCCUCUUUGAGUGAACCAAGCAUCAUUCCAGCAUUGACUCAAACAGUCAUUGGUGAAUAUUUAUACAAAUAUUACCGUCGUUUAGGGCGUCUCAGUUCUCAAUUCAGCGGUGCUCGUCACGAAAGAUAUUUCUGGGUCCAUCCAUACACUUUAACUUUAUACUGGUCCACCUCCAACCCUGUUCUAGACAACCCUGGUAACACGAGAACAAGAGCAGCAGCUAUACUGUCUGUGGAAAGCAUAGAUGAUCCUAACCCCUUCCCUGCCGGAUUGUACCACAAGAGUCUUGUCGUGAAGACUGAGGCUCGUGACAUCAAGUUUACCUGCCCAACACGACAAAGGCAUAACAUCUGGUUCAACACUCUACGCUAUCUAUUGCAAAGAAACAUGAACGGUAUUAAUUUAGAUGAUAACCAUAUUUCAGCGGGUAGGAUUACCAACCUACCAGGUGAGGAUCCUAGAGAGGCUACCAGUCGUCUAUUCUCGACAAGACAAUCUGGUGGUAUUAACAAGUACCUGAGAAGGUCUGACUCUAUGUUUUCUUUAAGAUGA
Molecule: messenger RNA, 11097 nt
Organism: Eremothecium cymbalariae DBVPG#7215
Lineage: Eukaryota; Fungi; Ascomycota; Saccharomycetes; Saccharomycetales; Saccharomycetaceae
Gene: NUM1
Product: Num1p
Exons: 1
Coding region: 1-11097 (3698 amino acids)
Biological process (GO): microtubule cytoskeleton organization; maintenance of protein location in cell cortex; dynein-driven meiotic oscillatory nuclear movement
Cellular component (GO): cellular bud tip; mitochondrion; cell cortex
Molecular function (GO): phospholipid binding; tubulin binding
Source: RefSeq, a predicted model, not a curated record